Molecule: messenger RNA, 921 nt
Organism: Brassica oleracea var. oleracea
Lineage: Eukaryota; Viridiplantae; Streptophyta; Magnoliopsida; Brassicales; Brassicaceae
Product: putative F-box protein At3g16210
Exons: 1
Coding region: 1-921 (306 amino acids)
Source: RefSeq, a predicted model, not a curated record
AUGUCCAAUCAACAACCAUCGCAGCUCAUUUCAUUGCAGCAAGAUGGUUUAUACCUUCUCGACUUCAACAAAACAACAUCAUUGAAACUCAAUUUGCCCUUUACAUUACCGCCCCCGACCGAACCUGUCUGUAUUCUUCAUUGCCGUGGAAUCAUGUGUCUCACACUUGAAGGCCACAAUGACCUAGCCAUCUGGAACCCGAGUUCCAAAGAAUUCAAGAGAAUAAUGAUGUUUAAUUCGCGUCAAACAACAAAUCCUUUGGGAUUCGGUUAUGACCGAUUCUCUGAUGAUUACAAGAUCGUGACUAUAAUCGAUCGCAAAACCUUUAUCUACACUUUCAAAGAAAAAUCUUGGAGAGAAAGCGUGACGCGAGAUACUUCUCUUGAUUGCAAAUUUAAAAACCGGACCGGUACGGUUGAGGACCAUUGUAUGUAUUGGAUAGCAGACCGGUCAUACAUCAAGAACCCUUGUAAGGAAAACACCAUCCUAUGUUUCGAUUUUGUCAACGAAGAGUACAAAGAACUGAACCUUCCGAUAACUUGUAAGCAGAAAUUUAGUUCCUGGUUAGGGGUUUUAAGGGGAGAGUUAUACAUUAUCGAGCACUACCCAUGUAUAAAUAAUGACAUAUGUGUAUGGCGUCAAAAGAGUAGCGACAAGAAGAUCAAGAAAUGGCAAAGUGAACCAUGGAUCAAUAUGACCAAACAUCUUAAAGAAUUCAAAAACUUUGAAGUUGUGUUUGCGUGCAUAGCAAGAAACGAUGACGUCUUCAUAGUGGUGAAAGAUACAAGAAAUGGAGACGGGAAAGUUAUGGUGUACAAUAAGGCCCGAGAGAAGUUCAUUGAAGUUCCAUUUGGUAGUUCGUUGAAAGGGUUUAGAUGUAUGAGUGAUUAUAUAUGUCAGUCAGGGACGUCUCAAACUUAA